GGCUUCCACAUCCUCCUCAUCCUCCUCUUCCUCCUCAUCCUCUUCAUCCUCAUCCUCCUCAUCCUCUUCUUCAAGUGAUGAUUCUGGAUCAAGCUCAGGCACAGUCUGGCUUGUGCUAGGGAUCAUCUUUGGGAUCUGCUUCCUUAUUAGCUUUGUUGUUGCGAUCUGGCUGAUUUAUGCAAUGUGAUGCAGUGGAAGCAAAGGAUCUGUUCAUACCCCAAACAAGGUUAAUCCAAUUACGCAUACUUCAAACGUAAACAGCAUUGAGCCGAGCAUCAACAACACCCACAUGAUCAUUCCAACAAUGUAUCAGUAUACAGACCAACAACUAGCUCAAAUACAGCCUGGCCCUGGGGUCACUACCAACCAAAACACGUAUACGAAUAAUCUCCUACCUCCUAUUGCUGAGCAGCAAAAGAUCGCAGACCCUACCAUGGUUACAAGCACAACCUUAAAACUCUCUAAAACAUAUACAAAUGCUAUCCCCUAUGGAACCCAGUCAAUCCCGGCCCUCAAAACAACCCAGUCAACCCCAGAAUCUCAUCCCUACCCCCAGAGGAACAAAAAGUAGCUCUCUAAUCACUAAAAAUCUUCCCAAAAUCCUAUCAAAUCCCUUCUAAUUUUCAA
Molecule: messenger RNA, 627 nt
Organism: Moneuplotes crassus
Lineage: Eukaryota; Ciliophora; Spirotrichea; Euplotida; Euplotidae
Source: the annotation of a GenBank genome assembly